AUGUUUAGAUAUUCUGUACCAAUUAAAAAUAUUAUGGGUACACCUACUGGUAGGAGUAUUGCUACACUUCCAAAAUCGUUUAAAUCUUUAAUAUAUUCGAAACAUGAUGUGGAUAAUUGUUCCGAGGUGCUUUCAGUCAAAGAGUAUGUCCCAAAGGAGAAUUUGAAAGAAUCUAUAGUUUUGAGAACUUUGGCAUUUCCUAUUAACCCCUCUGAUAUAAAUCAAUUACAAGGUGUUUACCCUUCAAUUCCUGAAAAAACAUUAGAUUUUUCUACGGAUGAACCAGCUGCUGUUGCAGGUAAUGAAGGUUUAUUUGAAGUUAUUCAUGUACCAACUAAAGCGUCAGAUAAAUUUAAAGUCGGUGAUUGGGUUAUACCACUAAAGUCAAACCAAGGUACUUGGACUGAUUAUAAAGCUAUUACUAAUCCUUCUGAUUUGAUUAAAGUUAACGGAUUAGACUUAUUAUCAGCAGCCACUGUUUCUGUCAAUGGCUGUACUGCCUAUCAAUUGGUAAAUAAUUACAUUAAAUGGGAUUCAACUGGAAGUAACAAUGAAUGGAUAAUUCAAAACGCUGGUACUUCAGGUGUUUCCAAAUUGGUAACUCAGAUAGCUAAGGCAAGGGGUAUUAAAACAUUGAGUGUUAUUAGAGAUCGUGAUAAUUUUGAUGAAGUUGCACAAGAAUUAGAAAAUAAAUAUGGUGCCACUAAAGUUAUUUCAGAAACUAUGAAUAACGAUAAAACAUUUGGUAAACAAGAUUUACCGAAGAUAUUAGGACCUAAUGGUACAAUAAAGUUAGCUUUAAACUCUGUUGGUGGAAAAUCUAGCAGUUCUAUUGCCCGUAAAUUAGAAAAGAACGCACUAAUGUUAACAUAUGGGGGGAUGUCUAAACAACCAGUUAGUUUACCAACUUCCUUAUACAUUUUUAAAGGGUUGACCUCUAAAGGGUAUUGGAUAACUGAAAAUACAAAAAAGAAUCCAUCUGAAAAAGUCGAAACUGUAGAGGGUUUUAUCAAGUUAUAUCAAGAAGGUCAUAUUGAGACACCCAAUUUAUCAAGAGAUUUUAAUCAUAUAGAAUGGGAUGUCAGUAAUGACAAAGAUAUACUUGAAAAGGUCAAAGAGGGGAUUAAUGCAAAGGGUAAAAAACAAAUAGUAUUGUUAAAAUGGAAAUGA
Vanderwaltozyma polyspora DSM 70294 is the source of this 1170-nucleotide messenger RNA. It is a transcript of the gene ETR1, whose product is annotated as enoyl-[acyl-carrier-protein] reductase. Bases 1 to 1170 code for a protein of 389 amino acids. Gene Ontology annotation, cellular component: mitochondrion. Gene Ontology annotation, biological process: fatty acid metabolic process. Gene Ontology annotation, molecular function: trans-2-enoyl-CoA reductase (NADPH) activity. The record is from RefSeq and is a predicted model, not a curated record. The transcript has a single exon. Lineage: Eukaryota; Fungi; Ascomycota; Saccharomycetes; Saccharomycetales; Saccharomycetaceae.